CUUUAUUCUAGACUUUCAGAAGAGUAAAGAGGGGGAGGAGGGGGAGGAAGAACCAAGACACUGAGAGAGAAGGAAGAGGAGGAGGAAGAGGAAGAAGAGGAGGAGGAGGAGGUAUAUAAGGAAGACACUAUCUCCCUGCCAGCACAUUCCUCCUCGUACCUGUCCACGGAGCGCACCUUUCCCUCCGCACACCCUCCCACAAUGCUCCUCCAGGUCCCCGUGUACGUGUUGCUGGUGGGGGCGGCGCUGGCUCGUCCGCACCCCGACAGCCCCCCCUACGGCCCGCCCCCCUCCUACGGCCCCCCACCCUCCUACGGCCCCCCGCCCGCCCCCUACCACCCCCCGGAGAAGGAGGAGCCCCCCAAGCCCUACGCCUUCGACUACGGGGUGAAGGACGCCUACUCCGGCUCCCACUACGGCCACAAGGAGAACAGCGACGGGCAGGCAGUGAAGGGAUCCUACCAGGUGGCGCUUCCCGACGGCCGCGUCCAGACGGUGACCUACACGGCGGAUCACUACAACGGCUUCCAGGCUGAGGUGUCCUACGAGGGGUCGCCCAAGUACCCCGACCACGCCCCGCAGUCACCCUACAAGUCCCCGCCCCGCCCGGCUUACAAGGAGUCCCCCCAGAAUGCUGCCCCCCACCCCCCGGAGUUCAUCCCUAGCGAGCCACUCCCCCAGGCUCAAUAUCAACCCUCUGAGCAGGCCCCCCUAGACUCCCCGGCCCCCUACCAGCCCCCCGUGUACCAGCCCGCCCCCGCCGGCCCCCCACAAUACCUUCCCCAGUUCAAGGAGGAGGAGGCCCCGGUGGAAGAGCAGGUGUACAUCGAGCCGGUGAAUGUACCUGAGACCGUGUACCGAGGCCAGGUGGAUGAUUACUAGUGCGGAUGACCGGUGGAUGAGGACCAAGUAAACGGGGUUACCUUGGUGGAUGAGGUUCAAAUUAUCGGGGUUACCUUGGUGGAUGAGGUUCAAGUUAUCGGGGUUACCUUGGUGGAUGAGUCAAAUUAUCGGGGUUACCUUAAUGGAUGAGUCAAGUUAUCGGGGUUACCUUGCUGGAUGAGGUUCAAGUUAUCGGGGUGACCUAGAUGGGUGAGGCUGCUAAAUCGGGGUUUUCCGAUUCAUGAUGUUCGAGUUAUUGAGAUUCUAUGGUGGAUGACGUUCACUAAACCGAACUUAACUUGGUGGGGAAGAACUGAGUUAUCGGGGUUAGCUUGCAGGAUAAGGCUCCUAUAUCGGGGUUCCCUGAUGGAUGUGGGUUGAUUUACCGAAGUUCCCUGAUGGAUGAGGGGUCAUAAAGGGGUUCCUGCGUUAGAUGGGUGCCUUAAACCGGGGUCUUUGCUAGAUGCUGAUGAAAGUUCAUUAAAUCGGGGCUCCACGUGGACCCAUUUAUCAGGGUCUUGAGCGUGUGGAAAAUUCCGUAAACUCAGUGGGUGAGAAUUUCUUGUAUCGUGAAAUUCCGUUGGUAAAAAUCCUUUAAAGCGGGGUAAAUUGGAUGAAAGUUCCUUUAAGCGGGGUCCUCGUGACGUCAGAAUGUAAACAAAGGUGACGUAAUCGCGGUGGUGUCAACAAAGUCAAGUGACGUCACAUGUAAACAAGGAUGCCGCAACACUAUCACGGUGGUGGUGGUGGUGGUGGUGGCGGCAAUUUUCAACACCCAGUAGUUGUAGGAAACAGUUAGAUAAAAAAUAAUGGGUUUCUCCCUAUACGUCCCCUCCCCUCUAUUCCCGUCCCAAAAAUUGCAGAUAAUGGGAAGAAUUUAUAAUUUUCAAUACCAGUCAGUGGACAUAAACUCCUUAAUGGAGAAAAAUAACAGAACACUAACUACCCACUAGGUCUACAAAAAUAAUUGAUGUAGAUAAGAGUUCGACUACCCAUUAAAUAUACAUACAUAUAUAUAUGGUUAAUGGUAAGUAUUUACUAUUUUCAACACUCAUUAAAUGAACAAAAAUAGUUAAACAGGAAAAUUCAGUUUAUCUAUCACUCAUUUAGUUAACAUAAUAAGGUUACAAUUGAGAAUUUAAUUUUCAAAACCUGUUCAAAUAAAAAAGGAGAAUUCACGUUUAAAAUUAAGUGCACAAAUAUAAUUAAUGAGCAUAACACAAAUGAGUAUAACACAAUUUUCUGUGCUCAUUAUACUUACUGAAAAAAAAAGUUAAAAAGGGACAUGUAAAACUCUCCCCUUCCCCCACUAGCACUUUUCCCCUUUUCCUUCCCUUAACUAAAACACUAAUGAGGAGAAAAAAAAACAGCUUCCCCAGUCCCCCCUUCUCCCCUCCCCUUCCCCCAAUAGCACUUUUCCCCUUUUCCUUCCCUUAACUAAAACACUAAUGAGGAGAAAAAAAAACAGCUUCCCCAGUCCCCCCUUCUCCCCUCCCCUUCCCCCAAUAGCCCUUUUCCCCUUUUCUUUCCCAUAACUAAAACAUUGAUAAGGAAAAAUAAAAACAGCUUCCCCAGUCCCCUCUUCUCCCCUCCCCUUCCCCCAAUAGCCCUUUUCCCCUUUUCCUUCCCUUAACUAAAACAUUGAUAAGGAAAAAUAAAAACAGCUUCUCCUGUCCCCCCUUCUCCCCUCCCCUUCCCCCAACAGCCCUUUUCCCCUUUUCCUUCCCUUAACUAAAACAUUGAUAAGGAAAAAUAAAAACAGCUUCCCCAGUCCCCCCUUCUCCCCUCCCCUUUCCCCCCACCCGUUUCCACACCAAGAGAAACCAAUGGUAAAACAAAUCAUUUCCCCAUACCCUCCCCUCCCGCCCCCUCUCCUACCCCUUCUAUAUUUAGGGGUGCAAUAUGUUUCCCCUCCCUUACCUCCCUUUUACCCCUCCCAUUCCCUCCCUAAUUCCCUUCCCUUAUAUGGACUAAAACUUACGAGGCAUUUCAAUGGGCUUUAUAUUCCCUCCCUUUUCCUUUCCCCUCCCUCCCUCCAAAUCCCCUUCCCAAUAGAAAAUAAUAGAGAUAGAUCAACCCCCUUCACACCAAAUUGAUUCCUAUCCACUAAACCCUUUCCCCUGUCUCUCCUUCCCCAUUUUCCUACCAAUUUCCUCCCCAUAACAUCACCCACUACUUCCUAUUACGUCCCCAAUAACCCCCAUUCCCUCCCCUUUCCCCCAUUUAUAUUCAUUCCAAAACACUCCCAUUAUAAAGUUGAUAUCCAAACCAUUAACUCCCCUUACAAUUAACCACAGCCAUCACCACCACCACCACCAACAACAACAGCACCACAACCACCACAACCACCAAUGUAAUAUCAAUGCAACAAAACAAUAAUACUAAUACUAAUAAAAAUAAUAAUAAUGAUGAUAAUAAUAGAAGUAAUAGGUUUCUUCCGUAGGGCAAGGCUUCCCUCCCCUAUUAGCGCUCCCAUUACAAGCACCUGGCGGGCCAAUAUGCUUGUUACACCUGUGCCAUUAGAAAACUCACCUGCCUCUCUGCCUGUCCGUUUAAAUAUAUUAGCCUGACUUUCUAUACACACCUUUCUCUUUUUGUCGCUUUGUUUGUCUGUACUUCCAUCUAUCUUUCUAUUUAACUUUAUUUUUUUUUCGUUCAUACAUUAACAUAACUACCGUAUACGCCUUCAAUCUAUUUAUCUAUCACUACACUUAUCUAUCUACCUAUUCAUUAAUCUACAUACCUAUCAAUUUACCUGCAUGUAUAUCAAUCAAAAAUUUUAUCUAUCAAUCUAUCGAUCUAUCUAUCUACAUACCUAAUUACCUACAUCAAGAUAUACACAAACAUACCUGUCAAUAUAUCUAUCUAUCUACAUACCUAAUUACCUACAUCAAGAUAUAAACAAACAUACCUGUCAAUAUAUCUAUCUAUUAAUAUAUCUAUCUAUCUACAUACCUAAUUACCUACAUCAAGAUAUACACAAACAUACCUGUCAAUAUAUCUAUCUAUUAAUAUAUCUAUCUAUCUAUCUAUUCGCUUACCUAUCUCACUUUAGUUAUGAUCACCUGAUGUAAUUAAAUAACGUGCAUAUUUUUUUUUUAUGCUGUUAUUACUUAGAUGAAAAUAAACUAAAUUCUCAGCACCGA
Eriocheir sinensis (Chinese mitten crab) is the source of this 4028-nucleotide messenger RNA. RefSeq lists its product as uncharacterized. The record is from RefSeq and is a predicted model, not a curated record. The transcript is spliced from 3 exons. Gene Ontology annotation, cellular component: extracellular matrix. Bases 202 to 882 code for a protein of 226 amino acids. Lineage: Eukaryota; Metazoa; Arthropoda; Malacostraca; Decapoda; Varunidae.